AUGGCAGAAACAAAAGAUCCAGCAACCUAUCCGACCAAGGUGUACUCAAGUUCUGGCAGUGGAUGGAGACGGGCAAAGCACCGCCUGGCGGAGACAAAUGGGGCGUGUGAAAACAGUGUUCAUUUCGACCGCGGGAAGCUCUUGUCCGACAUGGAUCGACAUGGUAGGGGUGAACUUCAGAUGGGCACCCGCAUUUCUGAUUUCUGUAGGGAACAUGUCAUGAACAAAGCGGUGCUGCUGCGCCAGUGGCUUCGGGGACUGCAGAUCUCUGUCCCAAACUUCGAGAUUUCGCAAGCUCUCUCAAAGCUGGGCGUGGCGCUGAACAUCACUGGUGGCAGAUGUCGAGGUUUAGAGCUGGAAGAAUUUCAGCUGGUCGACGGCUCGGCGGAUCCGCACCAGAUGGCCUUCACCCUUCAACUGGACAUGGGCAUUCACUGCUUGGUGAACACCACUCUGCAGGCCAUCGGUCCGGCGAAGACCUGUGAGUUGGAGAUGGAGACGGCAGCGGCUGUGGCUCGUGUUGGGUGCCUGUCGAACAUGGAUUGCCGGGAGAAGUUUCAGCGACUUGUGCGUGGAUGCCUCAGACAGAAUCCACCACCAUUGCUGUCCUCUUGUUUGUUUGGAUAA
Cladocopium goreaui is the source of this 627-nucleotide messenger RNA. The record is from the annotation of a GenBank genome assembly. Lineage: Eukaryota; Dinophyceae; Suessiales; Symbiodiniaceae.